UGUUUAGUGGCCUACGUGAUUUAAAUACAUACAUAUGCAUGAAUGCACAUGUAUGUAUGUAUGUGUUGUUGGCGCUGUUGGUGAAAUUGUGUAAAUAGCAAAUUGGCCAAAACCAUCGCAUUUCGCUAUAAUUGCAAAAAAAACUGAAUGCGCCUCGAGAACAGCUGCAAACGCGAUAAACAGUAUUUGUUGUUGUUGUUGUUGUGCGUGUGUGUGCAAGAGAGUGUGAGAACGGGUGCGGGGCUGCAAGCAAGAAAAAACACCCACUCGAAAUCGGUGUCGCUGUGACGACGCGUUCAAGGUUAAAUUCGGUCGAAGUCGUAGACGCCAAUGCGAGUAUGUGUGUGCGCCGCUUAAGCAACUAAGACCAGGGGACAAGGCAAGGACACGCACGGUUCAUCUCGGGCAUGGAGAGACAACAAAAACAGAUACAGACGCCCCGCUGUGCCAUCUGCGGCACUACCGAGCAGCUGCUUCGCUGUGCCAAAUGCAAAACCAUCUACUACUGCUCCACAAAUCAUCAGCACAUCGACUGGUCCUCGCAUCGCCAGGAGUGUCGCUUGCUGGCGCGCCAGAAAAACAACAAUAAGAUGCAACAAAUGCAACAGUUGCAGCAGGCAGUGGCAGCCACGUCGUUGGAUGGAGGUCACAACGGGGCCAAUUGCUCCACAGCGCAAAUGAUGACGCCCGCAGCCCAGGCCCAGAGCUGGCCUAAUGAGAUGAACAAUUUGUUAAACUAUCUGGACAGUGCGUCGGACGCAUCAGUGCCAGCUAUAGUUAAUAGCAAUAGCUAUAAUAUGGAUAACAAACUGAUGCCACCACCGCCGGCACCGCCCAGCAGUGCAAGUAGCAGUCAGAGCCGGAAUCAGAGCGAGAAAAGCUCCAGCUAUCAGAUUGGCAUGACGGAUGCCAAUUUCAUGGGCACCGGCAGUGAACGUCGCUAUGAGGAUUUGUGUCGGAACAUUAUUAACGAUAUGAAUCAGUAUGGCCUUUCCGUGGUCGACGACUUCCUGGGCAUGGAAAAGGGACUGCAAAUUCUGAAUGAGGUGGGCUGCAUGUAUAACUCGGGCGCCUUCCAGGAUGGCCAACUCGUCCACAAUAUGCGCACGGACGCUAGAUCGGCGGUGCGUGGUGAUAAAAUACGUGGUGAUAAAAUCAAAUGGGUGGGUGGUACAGAGCCCGGCUGCAGCAAUGUUUGCUAUUUAACCAAUCAGAUUGAUUCUGUUAUUUAUCGUGUGAAUACAAUGAAGGACAACGGCAUCCUUGGCAAUUAUCACAUCAGAGAGCGUACGAGGGCUAUGGUCGCUUGCUAUCCUGGCUCUGGCACACAUUAUGUGAUGCAUGUGGAUAAUCCGAAUAAGGAUGGACGCGUUAUUACAGCCAUUUACUACCUGAAUAUCAAUUGGGAUGCGCGCGAGAGUGGCGGCAUUUUGCGAAUUCGUCCCACGCCUGGAACUACAGUGGCUGAUAUUGAGCCGAAGUUCGAUCGCUUAAUAUUCUUCUGGUCAGACAUACGGAAUCCGCACGAAGUCCAACCCGCGCAUCGUACACGUUACGCCAUUACUGUGUGGUAUUUCGAUGCGAAGGAGCGCGAGGAGGCGCUGAAUCGUGCCAAGCAAGAGAAUAGCCGGAAUAACGCCAUUGCAGCGCAACAGGCCGAACCCGACUCCACAACACCCGCCCCAGCCACAGCUCCCGCCAGCAGACCCCUAACGCCUGCCAGCAUGUCGACGGGCAGCGCGUUAAACGCAAAUGUGCCGUCAAACAGCAAUUCCUGUGCAACGGGCAGCGAGAUAUGCACGUAACGCCUCUGUACCUGUUAAGUAGUGAACAACAACAACAAAAAUAACAGCAACAACACUACAGUAUGCAUAUACAUCUAUAUAUAUGUACAUUAGAUAACCUCUUUAACUAUUUAAACAACGAUGCUAGGAUCUUAGCGAAUGGAACAUGUCAAUGUCUUCUUUGGCUGCCGCAACCAAAAAUUUGUAAAUUAAUUUAACACACUCACACACACUAACAUACGCAUAUAAACAUUGUAAAAAUCUAGUUAUACUAUUUAUAACACUACACCUACACCUUAUUGUAAAAGUAAAUCAAAGCUCCUUUAGUUCAUAAGUUUAUUUCGUUUUAAGUCGUACACAUUUAGGUAACUGCCUUGUCAGCCCUCAAGUCGUUUGUUUUAAAUAGAUUAUUCACUAUUUUGUUUACUUUCCCCUCACCGUCGCCUAGUUAGCUACGAAAGUAUUAUCUUUAACUGAAGCAACAGCUAAAACACUAAACAAUUGGCCAUCUCAAAUAUUGUAUCAAUGCCGAUUUAUUAAACCAAUACAAACAACUCAUUCAAUUUGGUCA
Scaptodrosophila lebanonensis is the source of this 2355-nucleotide messenger RNA. It is a transcript of the gene Hph, whose product is annotated as egl nine homolog 3. Gene Ontology annotation, molecular function: L-ascorbic acid binding; ferrous iron binding; peptidyl-proline 4-dioxygenase activity. The record is from RefSeq and is a predicted model, not a curated record. The coding region runs from base 408 to 1805 and encodes 465 amino acids. Lineage: Eukaryota; Metazoa; Arthropoda; Insecta; Diptera; Drosophilidae. Gene Ontology annotation, cellular component: nucleus; cytoplasm. The transcript is spliced from 5 exons. Gene Ontology annotation, biological process: cellular response to hypoxia; peptidyl-proline hydroxylation to 4-hydroxy-L-proline.